AGCUUAGCCGUUUGGGCCCAAUCUGCGCGGAGCCAGGAGCGAAAGGAAUUGUGCCGAGCUUGAGCCGCAAGGGAUCAGGACUUGAACGGGCUCCGGGAGCCACUUGCCUCAGCGUAACGGCACCACUGCCCUAUUGAGCAGCACCAGCCGCGGCAAGCACAGCCACUUGUGAGGCCCGCGCCGCACGCCUAGCACGGCAUGGCUGCAGCGCAGGAGGAUGACGACUUGCGCGCCCUCGCCGAGAGGUCUGGCAUAGCCGCGUACUUGAAGGACGCCCUCGCGGUGCUGCUCGAGGUGCGGCCAGAGGACCCGCUUCCGUUCCUGAGCGCCUACUUCAAGCACGCGUCCCACCCGACGACCUCGCCGCCCUGGCGUGGUACCUGAUCCGCGCCUAACCUUUGGCAACCUCCGACCGAUCGCGGCCCUGCUUCCCAGACAACCUCUUCAGCGCGUUCUGCGCCCUGAGCCGCGGCCACGCUGACGCCGUUCCCGCCGCUGGCAACGCCGCGUGCCCCAGCCGUUGCGCUGAGGCGGGCGCCCGCGUGGAGCGCGGCAUGCCCCUCGAGAGAUUGGAGGCGCUGCUGCGCGAGGUCUGUUCCCCGCUGCCGCCGGAAGUGUCCCGGGGGCUGCUGGCCGAGGUGGGCCGCACGCUCGGCGGAGCGCCGGGCGGCCUCGUGGGGUUCCAGGAGUUCUCGCUGGCAGUCGAGACCUGUCUCGACGCUGUGUGCGCACUGGAGAGGCUGACGCGUGCCCUGGACGGAAAGCCCUCGACCAGUCUGACCGGGGAACUGUGCGACUGGGCGACCUUGUAGCGGUGGCCGAGGCGUCGGAGGCUGGCGAGAGCCGCGAUGCCGUGCCAGCGCUUGCGGAGCUCCUACCGCCAGCGGCGGUGCUGCGGGAGCAGCUGGCGGGGCUCGGGGCAACAGAGGACGGGAGUGGCCGCCGGAGAGCUGCUCGUCUUGGCUUGGCGGGACCAGCAGGGCGCCCGCGCCGGCCCGGGCGGCGAGGAAGGCCACCCAGGCGCGCCCGAGCGCGAGCACGCGAGCUGAGGCCGCGGCCGCGCGUCGCCGCGCUGCCCCCACCACGGCAUGCGCCGCGGACGUCGGAGGGUCCAGGGCUCCCCGGCGGACCAGGGCCGCAGCCGUGCCGCGCGGAGUCGCCGCGGAGUCUUUGUGCUCUCGAUCGUGAUAGGAGGGCCCCCCAGGCCCGCGAAGCAGGGCGAAAUCGUGCGCCGGGGGAAAAAACUGCGACGCCAGGAUCUCGGGCACGAAGGAGGAGCCCCCAGGAUGGAGGAACAAAACCUCCAGAGUAGAGGUUGAUCCUCCGUUUUUGAACGCGUUUGAUCCUCGGGGGAGGCGGGGCGCCGCCAGGGCCGAGGCGGCGGGGAUGGCGGCAGACGCCCUCCAGGGCUGGGCGCCGCCGUGCGGCCCGCCGCGCGCGGCAGUGCCCCGCCCGCCGCAAUGGAGCCGUCUGGGGAGGAGGAGAAGGCGGCCGCCCGCGUCGCCGCGCUGUCUCCGGUCUCGAAAGCGAGGCUCGCGCGCGCCCAGGUCGAGAGGAUCCUUGAAGACCCAGCCACCUUCGACUUUCUGUGCGAGCAGUCCUUCGAGGCCUACGACCGGGAGGGGUCUGGCCAGCUGACGCUCCCUGACGUCUUCCCGAUGGCCAGGGGCUUGUUGGAGUCGCUCGGCCGCCCCGCGAACUGCGACGCUGUGGCGGCGGCCUGGGAGGUGCACUGCGACAAACACCAGCGAGUGAUGUCCCUGGAGCAGUUCCGGCACUUCUUGCGGGCGCUGUUCAAGGAUGGCCUUGAUCGCGGCGGCGCUGUCUACCAGGACCGGUCAGAAGAGGCUCACCAGGGUGUGAGAUCUGGAGCAGCUUCUGCCGGAGUCCAGCACGACCGUUCCUGCACGGGCGUUUCGCCAGAGUUGGCGGAGACACGGGCGAGCCAGAGAGAAGACGACGGGGCGGCCCGGGCCUCGCUGGCGCGCGCGGCCGCUCCAGAGGGGCAGGGCGGCCGUGGCGACGGCGCGCCGAGCGCUGCUCUGGGAGACGGCGCGCCGCCGGCGGCGGCUGUGCCCGCUGCCCCGCCCCGGCCCAGGCAGCAGCAACCAGCCGCCGCGGCGCAGGUGACCCAGGACCCCAGGGUGACCCCGACGCUGUCGAGGCCCGGGGUGUCACAAGCAGCAGCCGGCGCGGUGGCGUGGCACACGAAGCCCGUCGCCCCCGAGGAGCGCGCGGGCGGCGCAGCGCUGCCGCCCCCGCUCCAGGACCAGCUGGCCGAAGCCUUUGCACGACUGCCCCCUGACGCCGAGAGGCUUGGCCGUGCCGCACGCUCGGCCGCUGCCGCCCCCAGCGUGGACCUGUCUUCGGCCUGCUUCGAGGGCCGCCCCGGAGUGCUGACAUCGCUGGAGGCCGCGCUGGCUCGCGCGUACGUACUUCUCGGCGCGCUGGAGCCCACGGGGCUCUUCGAGGACGCCGACUUCGGACCAAGGCCCUCCGACCCGCUGGGCGCCGCGGCGCUCAGCUGUGAGUGCUUGCCGCCAGAGGCGGCAGCACCGCGCGCCGAGGACGUCGCUUGGCUGCGGCCCCACGAGUGGCAGGAGCGGGGCGAGGUCCGCUUUGCGGGGCCCCUCUGCGCCGUGGAGCCAGGCGCGUUCGACAACGGCUGGCUGGCCAGCGCGCUCGGGGCGCUGGCCUUGCGCGAGCCGCUGCUGCUGGGGGGCGCGGCCUCCGGGCUCCAGGAGCCGCUCGGGGUGUUCCCACGCCUGUUCUGGGACCCCGAGAUGCGGAGGCGCGGCCUGUACUGCUUCCGCUUCACGAAGCACGGCCAGUGGCUGUACGUGAUCAUCGACGACCGCUUGCCGUGCUUCUCGUCCUCCCGGCUGCCGCUGGGCAUAUCCGCCCUGCGCCCUGACGAGGGCGUUCCGCCGCUGUGGGCGCCUCUGGUCGAGAAGGCGUUCGCCAAACUCCACGGCAGCUACGCGGCCUUGUGCCCGGGCGUCGUGGACCACGCGCUGGAGGACCUGACGGGGUGGCCCACAGAGAUGACUCGGCUGCCCCAGCGCGGUGUCGGUGGGGGCGGCGCCCCUGGGGAGAAGUCACAGGAGCCCAGCGAUGAUGGGCUGUUCGAAAGCCUCAGGCAGGAGCUGUCCGCCGGCUCGCUGCUGGUCUGCCGGGCGGCCUCCUCUGGCGCAGGGGCGGAGCCCGCACCGGACGAGCUGCUGGUGCACGUCGACGCCGACACAGUGGGCCUGUCAGGCCCGACGCCGUUCUGCACCGGCGUGCACCGCAGCCCUGCGUACCCGGUGCUCCAGCUGGCGGAGGUGCGGGCGCGGACCGGCGAAGGCGUGCGCCUUGUGCGGCUGCACGACGCGGCCGGCUUCUGCGGGGGCCACGCUUGGGGCGGGCGCUGGGGUGACGAGCACGCGGCCUGGAGGGACGACCCUGGCGUCGCAGACCAGCUCCUCUCUGGGGCCGCCGGCGUGCCCGCCUCGGGGCCGCACUCGUUGCUGCCGCCGCGCGGGAGGCCGAGGGACUGCGGCAGGGUGCUCCGGCGGCAGGCGCUGCUCGAUGGUGGGCCAGGCCAGGCCGUGCCGCGCGGCGACCACGACGGCACGUUCUUCAUGCUGUUCUCGGACUGGCUGCAGGUCUUCGGCUACCUCGCCGUGAGCAGGCCGCUGACGCCCGAGAACGGUUGGGCGUACAGGGCGUGGCGGGGCCGGUGGACGCAGGGCACGUGCGGCGGCACCCCGCUCCCCAUUUGCCUCCGGGGCCGCCCGGCGCCACUCUCCACCCAGGAGGACUGGGCCCGGAACCCGCAGUGCCGCCUCGCUUUGGGCGGCGGGGAGGCCGCGCACGUGGAGGUCUUCGCGACGCUGCAGCAGCGCGACGCGCGGAUGGUGCCCGGGUCGACCUUCCCAUUCGACGACCGCUUCCAUGAGCUCUUCUUAAGCUGCCACGGGCUGGACGCGCCAGGCCAGCGGCUAGAUUUCCUCGACAAGAAGCGGAUCGUCAAGCCAGGAGGGUUUUCGAUGAUCAGCCGUCGGAGGGAGGUCCAUUUGCGGCUCAAGCUGAAAGCACCUGGCAGUUACGCGUUCGUGCCCUCGCUGUGGGAGGCAUCCAUAGAGGCUGAGGAGCCGUUCCUGCUCCGCCUGUGGCUGCGCUGCGACCCCGCGCGCAUGGAGCUCGAGGCCCCGGAGCAAGAGGGCUGGGAAAUGCUCGCUUGAGGCUUCCUGGGACCACUAUCGGGCGUCCUCGCCUUUGUCCCGGCGAG
Molecule: messenger RNA, 4273 nt
Organism: Prorocentrum cordatum
Lineage: Eukaryota; Dinophyceae; Prorocentrales; Prorocentraceae
Source: the annotation of a GenBank genome assembly